Molecule: messenger RNA, 2011 nt
Organism: Cricetulus griseus (Chinese hamster)
Lineage: Eukaryota; Metazoa; Chordata; Mammalia; Rodentia; Cricetidae
Source: RefSeq, a predicted model, not a curated record
AGUUGUCGAGGACGUCUCUUCCUCUGACGCUGUCAGCGGGCGUAGCCCGCGCCCGUCCGGGCGUCCUCCGGCGACUGAAGACGGUGAUCGGUGUCGGUGUCGCGAGGGCGGCGGGGCCGCCAUGCCCCGGUAUUACGAGGACAAGGUGGAGGGCGGCGCGUGCGCGGGCGUGAAGGAGGACCUGGGCGCGUGUCUGCUGCAGUCGGCCUGUGUGCUUCAGGAAGGAAAAUCCCCACGGCAGUGUUUGAAGGAAGGAUACUGCAGAGCUUUACAGUAUUCAUUUUUUGAGUGUAAAAGAUCAAUGUUGGAUACCAGAUCAAGAUUCAGAGGAAGAAAAGGAUAUUGAUAACAUUAUAUUGAAAGCAAGAUGAAGAUCACCCCGGAUUUUCUCUGGUCCUUAGCAGAAAAGAGCCAACAUAGCAACAGUAGCUGCUGCAUCUGCUUGACAUCUGGACCAGGAUUUCUCUCCAGAGAACACUAGAGAAAAUGGAUAAGUGCUGUUUCUGAAUGACUCUGUCAUGUGAAGUCAGUUAUAGGAGAUGACUCUUCAGUCAGAUUACAAAGUGUGUGCACCUGGGAGGCCAUAAUGUGACUGGCACAAUUGGUACCUUAGGACCUGGAGCCAGGGCUCUUCCAACUCUGUUUCUUGGUUUCAGUUUAAUCCAGCCCUCUCUUCAUAAUGGGAUAAUGCCAACCUUAGUCCACAUCCUCAAGGUCUGUGUGGCCCAGAAAGGAGAGUGUGGGCCCACAAAUCAUAUCCUACUGAAUCACUCUGGUCUUUUCUGGGUCAUGCUCCUACUCCAGCCUUUGUGAUCUUGGCUAGAUUGUGAUUUUAUGUACUGUGCCUAUUCCACUUACCAUCUUACUGAAUGAGUUAUGGGCCUCAUCCCUAAACAGAUGUUCACUCUAGAUAGCAAAUAUCGAAGACAUGAAGUGGCUAGAAAGUUUAGAAUCAUGGUACUUUUGGUGACUUAACACAGUAGAGAGCCACCAGGAAACUAAAAUUCCAGUUUGAUUUUUGGCAUUUAACAGUGGGAAGUUGUCAUAGCUUCUUUAUCACUGUGUAGUUAACUGGAGCUAAAGCAGUCAGGGAUUGUGUAGUUCACUUGCUGUUUUCAAAGUUCUGAAGCUGUGAGGAUUCCCCAUGAUAUCACUGAGGUCUGCCCUAUGUACUGUCCUCCACGGGAGUGGGAAGUGAUGUGCCCUUUAGUCCUGCUGUUUAUGUACCAAACUUGGUGUACGUCUGUGGUGUGGAGGAUCACGCCUUCUACAUGCUAGGCAAGACUCUACCACUGAGCUACACCUCCCACAAGUGCUUCAAUUUUAAUUGAACGUAAUUCUGAUUAGAAACUAUGAGAUGUGUUUGUAUAAAAAGCCUCCGUUUAGAGAGAGCUUUAUUUGGAGAAAUUUAUAUGAUACAAAAUUGAACCUUCAAUUGUUAGCGCAUGCAGCAGUCACCACUGUAAUUCCAGAAUUUUCAUCAUUUCUAGAAACUCACACUCAUUAGCAGUCUGCCCUCAAUGGCAAAUAAUGUAUGUGUUUCUAUGGGACUGUCUAUUCCAUAUCUGUUAUAUAAGUAGAGUUACAGAGUAUGGUCUUUUCUAGCUUCUGUUACCAAGUUUAACAGGUUUAUUCAUGUAGCAUCAAUCUGUAAUUCAAUACUGCUAAAAUAGCAUUCCAUAGUAGACAUAGGCCAUAUUUCUAAUCUAUUCAUCAGCUAAUGAGCUCUGAGCUUUUUCUACUUGAGGGCUUUUGACUAAUGCUGUGAACAUCCGUGAAAAAGUUCAACAUGUUUGAUUUAAUGUUUGCCUUAGAGUGGAAUUACAGGGUUGUAUGACAGACUCAAUUUUAUCAUUUUCUACAGAGAUUUUACCACCACUUCAUACUCUCAAAGUAACUAGGUUCCAGUAUCCACACCAUCAACUGUUCACAUUGCUGACAGACAUUAUGUUUGGUAUGAAGAGGCUUCUAAUUAGGAUCUUGAUUUGCUUUUUUUUUUUUUUUUUUUUUU